AUUUUUUUGUAGUGUUUUCGCAUUGUUGUUCCUUUUUCCGCGAGGCCGGUUGAUUCCAUGUGAAAAUAAUUUCAAAAACAUAAAAUAUUGGGGAUUUAGCGUCCGCAGAAUAGGUUUAGAAUGUUUAUUUCGGAGCCCGAAGACUUCCUGGCGUCGAGUGCGAGCUCGUGUCGUCUUUGUCACCGCGAAGCUAGCAUCGACUCGCCAAACAUCUUUGAUAGUUCUCCGAAGUUCUGCAAGGACAUGAGCAUUGCCGACGUUUGCCAGCGUCUUUGGGAUGUCCAGUAUGAACGUCACGAGUUUUUGUCGGAGCACAUUUGCCCAAAUUGUGUUGAGAUAAUGGAGGAUGCAAACGAGCAACGUCGUGGAAUGCAGGAGCGGGAACAGGCGCUACAGCAACAACUAAUAUCUCUCCUUAAGAAGGACGCCAUGUAUCGUCCAGGCUUGAAUGGCAAUCCAGGCAAUUUCGAAGCAGAAGAGGGCCGUAUUAUCGUUGAUGUGGAUCCAGAAAAGCUAUCAGAGACGAGUGAGGACGAGUUUCUGCUUGGAUCUGACGCUGAUUAUGACGAGGAUGAUGAAGAGGAUGAGGACGAGGAUUUUGACGAGGAUGAUGAGGAGGACGGCCAGCACGGCGACGAUGCAGACAUGCCGUUGGGUAUGGAUGCGGCUCAAAUGGCGAUUAUGGAUAUGAAGACAGCGGGAGCCAAUGACGAUGCUAACCCAGGUGGACCACGGCCUAAGAGGGCUUUCCUGUGCCAAUAUUGCGACGUGGGUUUCACUCUGCCGUCCGAAUGCCAGCAGCACGAACUAAGCGCCCACGACCCCAACGCACCAUAUUCCUGCGCCUACUGCAAUCUGUGUCUGGUAACGCGACCCGCUCUGAUCUCGCACAUUAAGACGUUGCACGAUCCGGAUCGUCCUUAUGUGUGUGCUCAAUGCCGCAAAGGAUUUGUCCGACGCUCAGAUCUUAAGAAGCAUACAAUUGUUCAUACUGGCGUGCGACCUUACACCUGCAACGUGUGCUCCAAGAGUUUCUCGCGCAACACUAACUUGACCAAGCACGUGCGCAUCCAUAGCGGUGUGAAGCCGUUCGUCUGCCAACAGUGUCCUCGCUCCUUCCAGACGGCAGUCGAAAUGAUGAAACACUCACGCUCGCACUCCGAAGUGAAACCCUUCCAAUGUGGUCGUUGUUCCUACUCGUUCUCUCGCAAGGAUAAGUUGUUGGCCCACCAACAGGUCCACACUCGGCGGGAUGUGGAACAGCAACAGCAGCAGAUGGGAGGUCUUCCGCCAAUGGAGGGCGAUUUGGCUCAGUACCAACAAUUUCACCAGCAACCUAUCCAAGUGAAGCCAAAGCCUCCUAUGCAACCUAAAUCCUCCCGAAGUUUCCGAUGCGAUAUCUGUGACAGGGUGUUCCAGCGGGAGCGGGACUUGCAGCGUCAUAGAGCUCUCCAUAUGGACUCACUGUUUGCUUGCAAGAUCUGCAAUAUGGGAUUUAAUCGACGGGAGCAGCUGCAGCGUCACGAAUUGGAAGCCCAUGGACCCAGCUACACGUGUAGCAUUUGCUGCAUCAGUUUCCUUCAUCAGGUGGAACUAGAGAAUCACUUGAAGGUACAUCAACUGCAGCACAAAAUGGUCCAGAGUGCCCAACAAGCCAUCAAUGCGGCCGCUGUCAUGCCACACAAAGUAAUGGAUCAAGCUCCAGUGCCAAUAAUGGCCCCUGUAGUGCAGGAGCCGAUGCCAAUGCGUCCCUCGGCAGCCGAACUUUCUUUCUAUAGCAACAUGAUACCCACUAUGAACUUGGGUUUCUACAGCGAAACGCGUCCCGAAGAAUAAUCUGUAACUUUAAUAUGUUAGCUAGUAAGUUGGUAAAGUUGAUGAACUAACGGCUGUUUGAGGCAGUUCGAAUUGGUGCGCUAAGAUAUACUCUUUCGCAAUUCCUGCUUAAGGGCUUUUUCUCCUAGAGCUUCUAACCAAUUGCUGCCAAAAUAUAGCUUAAUGGUUUUCUAAUUGAUGGUCAAUAAAUGGUAUUUAAUUUA
Messenger RNA from Drosophila ananassae, 2039 nucleotides. RefSeq names its product zinc finger protein 436 (gene prg). The transcript is spliced from 2 exons. Gene Ontology annotation, molecular function: zinc ion binding; RNA polymerase II cis-regulatory region sequence-specific DNA binding; DNA-binding transcription factor activity. NCBI's taxonomy places the organism in Eukaryota, Metazoa, Arthropoda, Insecta, Diptera, Drosophilidae. Gene Ontology annotation, biological process: regulation of transcription by RNA polymerase II. Bases 121 to 1836 code for a protein of 571 amino acids. Gene Ontology annotation, cellular component: nucleus. The record is from RefSeq and is a predicted model, not a curated record.